UUUUCUGAUUUGCUGGUGAGUUUCUUUUCAUGUCAUGACAAGUUUCUUGGGGACGGGAGAGUUGGCAAUGUUGCUGAAAGGGGACUGAGCCAGGAGGGUCGUCGACUGCCCCUGAGGACCCUCUUUGGGAAAGCCUGAGGUCCAAGGGGGUCACCUCCGCCCCCGCCAGGCCGGGACCCCUGGCCGAUUUGAAAUCCUGCUUUCCUGGCUGGCGACGCGCUUCUCCCGCCCGCCUGGGGCCCAGCCCGGCCCUCCUGGGCUUCUCGGGGGCAGCCGAGGCAGGGGCCCCGCAUCCUGGGGAGGGUCCUGAGAAGGGUCCGGUUAGAACUGGCCCCUGUGCUGGAGGCUCAUGACAGCGGGACCCGAUGCCUCUGAUUGUUCCCAGCAGCGCAGCCAGCUCCAGGCGCGGCGGCCUCCGUGUUUGUUUUGCCUUCUGUGUUCGCCCGGCCCCUGGUAACCAAGGGCCGCUUCCCCCUGGCGACGGCGGCGCCCGCGCAGGCCAGGCCCGAUGCGGCCGGGCAGGGGGGCCCUCGGGCCGGGGGGCCGGGCUGCUCCCGGGGCGCGCGCCGGCCGCUUCUCCCCCGACUCGCUGGACACGCUCGCGGGGUGUCUCCCAGCCCCUGGCCUGAAACCUUCCAGAACCUGGGAGCCUCGGCAAGGCCGUAGGCUCCACAACUUGUGGAGGUCUCCUAGCAGCCUUCCUCGGGAAUUCUGCCUGGACCUGAUUGGAAACCAGGAAGACAGGCCCCGUGGUUGAUGACUUUGCCUCGGGAGCCCGCACGAAGGUGACACCCGCAGCCAAACAUGGGUCAGAAGGUCACGGGGGGGAUAAAGACGGUGGACAUGAGAGACCCCUCGUACCGGCCCUUGAAGCAGGAUCUCCGGGGUCUGGAUUACUGCAAGCCCACCCGCCUGGACCUGCUGCUCGACAUGCCCCCCGUGUCCUACGACGUCCAGCUGCUCCACUCGUGGAACAACAACGACCGCUCGCUCAACGUCUUCGUCAAGGAGGACGACAAGCUCAUCUUCCACCGCCACCCGGUCGCCCAGAGCACGGACGCCAUCCGCGGCAGGGUGGGCUACACGCGGGGGCUGCACGUGUGGCAGAUCACCUGGGCCAUGAGGCAGCGGGGCACCCACGCCGUGGUGGGCGUGGCCACGGCGGACGCCCCCCUGCACUCUGUCGGGUACACCACCCUCGUGGGAAACAACCACGAGUCCUGGGGCUGGGACUUGGGGCGGAACCGGCUGUACCACGACGGCAAAAACCAGCCCAGCAAGACGUACCCCGCCUUCCUGGAGCCGGACGAGACGUUCAUCGUCCCCGACUCCUUCCUCGUGGCCCUGGACAUGGACGAUGGGACUCUGAGCUUCAUCGUGGACGGACAGUACAUGGGAGUGGCGUUCCGGGGACUCAAGGGCAAAAAACUAUAUCCAGUCGUCAGCGCAGUCUGGGGCCACUGUGAGAUCCGCAUGCGCUAUCUGAACGGGCUCGAUCGAAUUGACAUUUCUGUCCAGAGCCCAGUGCAUCAUCCCCUGAGAAUGUUCACCGAGAGGGCCACGCCCUGGCAGAACCAUCUCUCACUUGGUGCAUGCAAUCAGCGAACAUUUUUGGCACGUCCACCUUGGGCCCGGCCUGGCCAGCUCUGCAGUGGAGCGAUGAGAACGAGAGAACAACGACAACCGAGCCGUCGCUGGUCAUGACGCUGACGAGCCCUCACGACGGGCAGUGCCUCCCUAAACUCUGUCCCGGAUCCCCCACCUUGAGGCAGAGGUUCUGUGCUCGUCUCCCUUUGACAAAUGGGGACACUGAGGCUCGGGGCAGCUGGGAGCGUCGUCUGGGUCACACACACGGGAGCGGGCAGUUUGUGCCCAAGACUGUUGGGCUCAGCCUCCCGGCUUCUGCCUUCCACACCCUCCAGGAGAGGGGCACCCAGAGCCUUUCCAGCCCACAGCGGCCCAGCCUGGGGUGGGGUGUCUGAGCCUGGGGGGACUCUGGGUGGGGAGGGCAGGUUGCCAUCACCGGGACAGGAGCACAUAGUCAGGUGGGACGAGGCUGGCGCAAGAAAGGCUGGGCCUGGGGGCUUCCCAGGGAGUGAGGACUUUCCUAGGCAACAGGGAGCCCCCGGGAGAGUUAAUGAAGGUGGUAAUAAGAGCAGAUAAUCUGGGAGUCUCUGGCAUUUUGCCCCAGGAUGCAGGUCUACCUCCCCCUUGUCUGGACCCUUGAGGACAAGGCUUGGGUCACUGUUGGGACAUCUUGAUGUGUAUCCAUGGAGCAAGUGAGCGAAUGAAUGAAUGAAUGAAUGAAUGAAGUGAUAAGUGUCCGACCAGGGUGUGUAUCUCCUUGACCACUCGUCUGGGGCCUGAUCCCCCGGAAGCAUGGAAACUGGAGUGCCCAGCAAUGGCCUGGCCUGGGGACCCUCAUCUCCGCUGGGGGCAGCACCCCAAGGAGGGGCGGCAGGGUCCACUGGGGCCACUUGCCCAGCCCCCGGCCCCCAGGGAGGCAGAGGUUUCCGCAGAUUCCUGGCUGCUCUGGAAGGCCUGUCCCCAGCCAGGUCUCCUUUGUCCUUCCCUGCUGUCCCCCUCCUGGGCAGACGCUGGGCCUCCCUGCGCGUGUCUGCCGAGGAAGGGCCGGGCCGGCUUUCCUGGGGCCCCAGCGCACCCUGUUUUCUCUGAAAACAUCCCCAUGUCCAAAACAAACAGGGACAAUCAACCUGGCCGAGGUCACCUUGGUGUCCCUGGUUCAGCAUUGGUUCCCAGCUUAUUUUUAUGAGCCGCUUAAUCUCCACGCCGUCCUCUGUUCUAAAUAAACGGGGCCGCGCAUUCCAGGAUGGCCUCAAAUGAUAAUACCAGCUGUCUAGACACGGGCCAGCCCACUGAC
Molecule: messenger RNA, 2881 nt
Organism: Choloepus didactylus (southern two-toed sloth)
Lineage: Eukaryota; Metazoa; Chordata; Mammalia; Pilosa; Megalonychidae
Gene: SPSB1
Product: splA/ryanodine receptor domain and SOCS box containing 1
Exons: 3
Coding region: 805-1704 (299 amino acids)
Biological process (GO): proteasome-mediated ubiquitin-dependent protein catabolic process
Cellular component (GO): SCF ubiquitin ligase complex
Molecular function (GO): protein binding
Source: RefSeq, a predicted model, not a curated record